This is a messenger RNA of Adineta ricciae, 1305 nucleotides long. NCBI's taxonomy places the organism in Eukaryota, Metazoa, Rotifera, Eurotatoria, Adinetida, Adinetidae. The record is from the annotation of a GenBank genome assembly.
AUGGUCCGAAUACAAGCUACUUUCAUCGUUCGAUACGCCAUUGGAAGUAUCGCUUUUGGCGUUAUGACUUAUUUUAUAAUUUCCUGCGUUCGAUUGUAUUUCUCGUAUCCGACUCAAACACGAGUAUCGAUACAAUUAAAUCGUUCGCAGUUAUUUCCGGCUGUGACGAUCUGCAGUGGAAAUCCAGUUCGCUUCGAUAAAUUCUUCAUGCCAGUGAUUGCCUAUAUUCGUGCAAAAAAUCUCUCUGCAUCCCCACCAACUAUAACUUCAGACGAUGUCAACCGCGGCGCAUUUAAUUACAUAGUUGACCUAAUGAAUAACAACCAAACGAAACAAGUUCUAUCGUACGGAUUUCAAUUAAAAGAUAUUCUACUUGACUGUACAUAUAAUGGUUACGAUUGUCGGUCAAUGUGGGUGGAAAGUAUUUCACCUAUUUUAGGCAACUGCUAUACAUUCAAUCGGCAAACAAUCGAUAAGACAGCAAAACUUUUCCAAAUAAACUAUGUAAACGGAGAGACGCAAACUUUACACAAUGGCCUCAUCAUGACUUUCUACAUCAACAUCGAACUUUAUUUUCCUUCGUUAGAGUACGGACUCGGGUUAACUGGAAUUCUGCAUCAUCCAGGUGAACAACCAUUGAUUCGGUAUGCCGGAAAACGUUUUUCACCUGGCUUUGAACAUACAUUAGUUUACGAAAAGUCAGUUUCAAGCUAUCUGGGCUCACCUUACUCAUCAUGUACGAAAGAAGUUCGCGAUGACAUGAAAGCCUUGUAUAAUUUUUUUGAUAACAAUACCGACUAUGCGUAUUCGGAAACGGUCUGCUUAGAAUUGUGUCAACAAGCAUUCAUGUACGAACAAUGCGGAUGUAUCUAUCCUGUUUACUUCUUUUUAAAUCAAUUGAUUCUUGACGGACAAUUACGACGAGUUCGAAUAUGUACACCAUGGACAGCUGAAUACAUGUGUACAAUUCAAGCACGAAAUCAUAUUGCAAAUGAUCCAGAUCUUCAAGUACGGCGAUGUCCACAUUGUCAAUCACAAUGCACGAUUUAUAAAUAUUCGAGUGAUUUAUCGGCGUUGAAAGGACCGAGUGAUGCAGAGAAAGAUUAUUAUCGACGAAUGAUUCUAUCUAAUUCGACGAUACCGGUCAAAUCGGAUUUUUCUGCUAAUGCAAGUUACUAUUUAGAUCGAAAUUAUUUGAAACUAUCGAUCGUACCUUUAAGUCCUUAUGAAACCGUUUACGAAGAAAAAGCAACGUAUAUAUGGUCGGCAUUUAUCUCUGAUAUUGGCGGGCAAAGUGGUUUGUAA